UGGUCUAGAAUGGGUGUUUUUUCCUUUGUUACUCCAAAAAAAAUGAUCUUUAACGGAAAAGAAAUGAACGACAAUAGCUUAAUUGCGAUUAAAUAUGUAUUUUUAGAUGCAAUUAAUACUUUUUAUAAGAGCGUAUAGUAAUAUUGAAUCUAAUGACUGGGACAAUGCUUGCUUUAAAGGGCUGUUUUCGUUCCCUGACAUCAAGACGUCCACCUGGUUUCGAGAACCAUGACUUACUAGCUUCUGAGACUUCAUUUUCUGUUAAUGAAGUGGAUGCAUUGUAUGUUCUGUAUGAAAAACUUAGCAGCUCCAUAAUUGAUGAUGGUCUUAUUCAUAAGGAAGAGUUUCUCCUUGCACUCUUCAACAGUAGCCUUAAGCAGAAUCUUUUCGCACAGAGAUUGUUUGAUUUGUUUGAUAUUAAGCAUAACGGAGUUAUUGAGUUUGGAGAAUUUGUUCGGUCAUUAAGCAUCUUCCAUCCAAGGACUCCUCAAGCAGACAAAAUUGAAUUUGCAUUUAAAAUGUACGACUUGAGGCACACUGGAUUCAUAGAACGCGAUGAGUUGAAGGAAAUGGUAUUUGCUAUACUGAAGGAAUCAAAAUUGACACUUCCAGAUGAUGCUAUCGAAGCAAUUGUUGAUAAGACAUUCGUAGAGGCUGAUACGAAAGGAGAUGGACGGAUCGAUCUAGAAGAGUGGAAGGAAUUGGUCAUAAGAUAUCCUUCUAUCAUCAAGAACAUGACUCUACCAUUCCUUAAGGAAAUAACUCAAAUGUUUCCAAGCUUUGUGCUGACAACUGAAGCUCAAGAUUCACAACUAGUGUUUGAGUGACUGAUAUACCAUAAACUGUAGUUCGUAUAAAAACAUGUUUCUUUUUACGACUCUUUAAUUUUAAUUUUUGACAUGACAUGUUUAAGAGCAGGGACGGAGCCAACAAACUGUUAGAUGGUUCAUCUAAACUUCCUUCGGCGAAAAAUAGAAAAAUAUUACUAUUUAUACAUGUUUAAAAUUAUGUUUAUGUACAUAUUGUAGAUGUCGAAUCUCAUUCGGUUAGUUUCUGUGUUUACAUCUUUA
Molecule: messenger RNA, 1070 nt
Organism: Solanum pennellii
Lineage: Eukaryota; Viridiplantae; Streptophyta; Magnoliopsida; Solanales; Solanaceae
Product: calcineurin B-like protein 4
Exons: 9
Coding region: 153-827 (224 amino acids)
Biological process (GO): calcium-mediated signaling
Molecular function (GO): calcium ion binding; kinase binding
Source: RefSeq, a predicted model, not a curated record